Molecule: messenger RNA, 8513 nt
Organism: Cydia pomonella (codling moth)
Lineage: Eukaryota; Metazoa; Arthropoda; Insecta; Lepidoptera; Tortricidae
Exons: 9
Coding region: 2591-4090 (499 amino acids)
Source: RefSeq, a predicted model, not a curated record
GAAGUGGUGUUCUCAAGUGAUAAUCAUUCUAAACCUAACAUUUUUUUAUUUACUGUGAAGAAAAAUAUUUACUAAUUCUAAAAAGUUCUUGAUUCAAUUAAUAAACUGGAUUGUUUUAAAUCAAUAGCUUCAAAUUCCCUCAAUGCAACUAAAGUAUCUUAAGUCAAGUUUUUUUUGUUUUUAAGUAAUAACUAUUCUAAAACCAAUAUAUUUUUAAAUUUAAUGUGCAGAUCAAUAUUUAUAAAUUCCAAGAAAUUUUUGGUUCAAUCAAUAAACAAGACUUUUCUUGAAUCAAGUACUUUGAAUUCUCUCAAAAGAAAAAAAGUAUCUAGAGUUAAGAUUUGGUGUUCAUUAAAACAGUCUUAAUUUAUUUUGAAGAUCAAUAUUUAGUCAUUCCAAGAAUUGUUUGAUUCAAUCAAUAAACAAGGUUUAUUUUUUAAUCAAUAACUUCUCUCAAAACGAACAAAGUGCCUAUUAUUCUAGGAGAGUGUCAUUUCAAGAAAAUAGGGGAGACUGAGGGGAGUUGAUCCUCGUUUUUAUUUCAGCCGCUAACUUUUUUAUAUUUUAAACACAAAACUCCCGUGAGACUCGACAUAUUAAUGAGAUAUAAAACAGGUCACUUACGUAGGUAUGCAAUUUCGAAUAUCGCUCGAUAUGUUUUGGGCUUAUCCGGAACCCUUAAUAGUUAUGAGAAACUAUUAUAUAAUCUGUGGUUAUGAGAUGAGACACGCCUCGCCAUGGCAAGAUGGUUACUGUGGGCCAGCGCUCUGUUAUUCUGAAAUUUGACAUUACAUACGUGAGUGACCCGUUUUAUAUCUCAAUAGCCGGGUCCACACAGAGCAAGCAUACGCGCGAGGCAAUCUCCUCGCGCACAAACCGGCCGGUGUAGACGUGCCUCGGCCGAGGCACUUGAAGUGGGUACUUCUUUGUUGUCGAUCAGUAUAGAGGUACAGUUUUUCAUUCUUCAGAUUCUGACUUUGAUGACUCUUGACUUUCAUUAAUUAACGAGUCGCUUUCAGGUCCACGACUUCAAUUAUAAUACCUACCUCUGUUGGGUGUAGAAUUCGAUUAUAAUAUCUUUUAUUCUUAAAUCAGAGAAAAAACAUAAAAUAUUCGUUAAACAUGAACAAAAAACCCGACUGCGUAAAAAACUUUGAAUAAAAACUAAAAAGAAAGAAACAAGUCUAGCGGUCUAAUAUACGUAAACAGAAAACAAUUUCUAAUGCGGAAUAAAGCUAGUUCAACAGUUGGGACCCAUUACUGGGAAUUUUCGAGCCGGAUACGGUUUUAAUCAACUGAGCAUCGCAUUCGAUAAAAUCGUUUAGAGAAUCUCGCAUCUUCGGUGGCAAGAACCGAGAUUUGGCCGCAUAGACGCCGUGUGAACGAUUUUUAAAGUUGCCAUAUAAACUUUGUUGUUACUACGACAUUCGAUAAAAUCCCGUACACGGUAUACGGUAAAAAUUGCGCCGUGUGAACGUAGCCUAAUAGUAUUUUAUUAAGUUUUUAAAGGUUCUAUUAAUUGGUCAGCGGUAAGACAUAAAUAUUCGGUAAUAGUAUCAUUUUGGGGAUUUUUGAGUGGCUAUAAUCUCGAUAGAUAAAUAAAUAUUUUGAAGUGUUUCGAAUGUUUGGCCGAAUAUCAAGAUGUCAUGGUCGCGGGCGUCGAUCGAGAAUGUCAAAAAGAUAAUUUUGCGCUGUCAGUCUGUUUGUCACUCUGGCGUUGGAGAUUGGUUUGGGAGGAUGUUCUUUCUUCUCAUAAGACAAAUCCAGUGACAAAAUGAUAAAAUAACACCGUGUUGAUGGAGAUCUAAGGCGCCGGAGCGGGCGCAGCCUGGAUGUGCAUCAUUUUUGACUCAAGGAUUUUGUGAUGCCGUGUGAUGAAGCUGUUGGCGUACCUUUCGCCACCUCAUCGUAUUUCUAAGCCCCGAGUCCGUCAGCUGGGUAUACCGACGUUAAAGUGCCCCAGAUGCCUAUCUUCAUCGCGCAAGCGAAGCACGAAUUUGCUUAGGACAAGCGUAGCAGUCGUCUAAAGAAUUCUUUUCAGCCCAUUCUGGUGAGAAUAUACUUGCUUAUACAUGUAUAGGUUAGGUCCCAAUGCUCAAUUUAACCUGAAAUAGGUUUUAAUCCACAUAUAUCUAGUCUUAAAUAAAUUACUACAUAUCAGUUCAAUAGCAGGCUAUUAAAAAAUAGUCUUCCGUAGGUAUCUACCAUCUCCAGACUCCCCUAUAGUUACUUAUAGUUCAGUCUAAUACUACUCUUGAUUGAAGACUAUUGAAAACUAAGGUUUAGAAACAUUUUACUUGAUCCAAAAUAAAGUGAAACUGUGUUGGAUAUUUUUUAUUGGAUUUAAGAUUUUUUUUCUCAUAACAAUACUUUUUUCUAAUAUCAAGUUUGACUGUGGAAUAUUUUUUACGAUUAAGAUAUUUGAUAUUAAUUUCAAGAUUUUUUUUGUUGGUAAUACUGACGCCAGUGCGCAGGAUUGAUCGAGCCGCGAGCAGGUCAUGACAAGUUUAAAAAGUUCCGUUUGUUCGUUCGGAAGGAGGCGUCUUUCUUUAAAAGAUAAAAAUAUUUAAAAAGAUACCAUUUGUUUGUGAUGGAUACUGUGGGUGUGGCUGUGGCCGAAGUGCUUGUGUCGUGGGGUAUACCCCACGAAGUUAUAAACAACUUUAUAGCAAAUGGCAUAACAGUGGAACACUUUGCAAAAUUGACACCAGAAUGCCUUAAAGAAUUGUGCCCACAUUUAGCAACGCGAUUAGUUCUCCAAGAGAAAUUAUCGGAAAUUAUAACAGCACAGGCGCCAACCGAAACAAACUCCAACACAUGCACAAGUAAUAAUACUUUGCAUAUAAGUCUAGAUGAUAUAGAAGUUACCAACCUUUUUGAGUCUCCCAAGACAGUCAACAUUCAGACAAGAAAAACAUUCCCACAAUUUGAUUUGGAGACACUAUUGCAAACUUCACCAGGUGGCAAUAGCAUUCUCAAAUUUUACGAAACAUAUAGUUGUCUUGAUAACAGCAAGAGAAGUCAGUUAACUGACAUAAUAAUAAAACAUAUAUACACAUACAUUGUUAAUUGCCGUAUAACCUACGAAGAAUACAAUGUGCUAGCGGCCAAAAUAAUAACACUGUUUCCUAAAGAGUCAAUAGGCACAUAUUUUACAAAGCCUAUAAAAAAAAUAGAUUCCAUAAAUGGACGUUCUACAGUAGCCCGAGGAAAAUUAGUCGACAAGGUUCGCAACCUCUUGUAUAAGUAUGGCGAUCGCAAGAGAUCAGUCAGCGAGUCGGAGAGUACUCCACCGCCAAAGAAAAGUUGUGAUGACUUAAAGGAUUUACACUCCAGGGAUAUAUUGUGGUUGAAUAACAACUCAGAACCUUGGGAAGAGGUAAUAAUUAAAUGGAAGGCCACAUAUAAUCUAAGAAAGGAAGGUGAACAGAAAAAUAUCCAUGAGUUUUUACGAGACUGGAAAAUCUUGUCGGACCCUAGAAGUGAAAUAUUGAUAAAUAUUGACUUCGAUUUGUUGUAUCCCGAAAAGGGUUUAAACUUCUACUUAAACUGGGAUACAUUUUAUGAAAAGUUUAUUGGACUGAAACAAACACAAGAUGAAAGAAUCAUAAACCUUAUCGAUUCUUUGAAGAACAUUGAAGGCGAAUUGAAACUGCCUACUCAGCUGAAGAUCCUAGCAAAGCUGUUACCCCCCAAGGGAAGACUUUCAAAAAAAAUCAAAUUCACAACAGAAGAAGCGAUUGAAUCAUUAUUUAUCUGCGUUCCGAAUGCUGGUGACAUCGAACAAACCAUAAUUAACCAAAGAGAAAAAGCCUUAGCAAAGAAGCUCUCCAUCCAACCAUACAUCAUACUACAGGGGUCCUUGUCGGAGGGUGUCUCAGCACCAUUACUGAUAAUUGAUGAUGUCAAAUAUCAAUUCCAAAGUAUAACCAAAAGUUUUGAUACCCUGUUUAAACUUUAUCAUACGUUCAAUGCGAGGUACCCAAAGGCAGGUGACCAUUUAUAUUUAAUAAUACAAAGAUGUGUUUAUAAAAUUGAAACAAAGUAUGACAAUGUUGUGUGCUACAUUAUGGAUGUAUUAAAUUUAUAACCUGGUAAUACUAGUCGCAACAUUCAAUAAAUAAUAUUCGCUCCUGAGAAACUAAGACUUGUCAACAUGGAAUUAAAUUGUAAUUACUGCCAAGUAAGACUAAAUGAUUUUAAAAAAUACAUUUUUCAUUUGGAAACGGCACACAAGAUUGACAACUACUUUGUUUGCCCUUAUCAAAAUUGUAAAAGAACAUAUGAUAAAAAGAGUCGUUUUAAAAAUCAUUUAACCAUGUGCAGUGCAAGUAAUAUUGAGACAAAUUCUUGCAUCAAUGCUCGUAAAAGUGUAAUGGCCGAUCAUGUAGAUGACACUGUAUUACAAAAUAGCAAUGAUGUAAAUAAAAAUUGUGACACUACCAAAAAUAUAGAUGAAAACCAUGAAAAUGAAGCCUUUAUAGAUUCUGUGAAAUCUUACUUAAAUAUAUUCAUGUGCAAAUUAUAUAGUCACGAGAGCUUACCAAGAUCUUUAAUACAAAUUUUAAUAGAAUCAGUUAAAAACUUGAUCUGUGAUAUUGCUUUUGAUAUUCAUAAAAGGAUUCUAAACGAGCGUAUAGAUUUAACUGAAAGAUUAACUAAUGUGAAAGAAAUGGUUUUAGCAUUACAAGAUAUCUUUAAAGAUUAUGAUACAGAGUAUAAACGUUUAAAACAAUUAGUUGACAAAAAAUAUUAUGUAGCCCCUGUAGAAGUUAAGAUUGGUAACAGCAAAGAAAAACAUAAGGAAAAUAAUAAUGUGAUUAUGGCACUAAAGGAAAAAAAACUGUAUAUUUCCCCACUAAGACAAACUUUAAAAUCGUUUUUGGAAUUACCUGGAGUUCUUUCUGCCAUUCUAAAUUAUCAAAAAAAUCUUAUUAAUGAAAGUAAUGCAAGUGAUGGUAAUGUGAUUAGAAAUGUUAUUCAAGGAUCUCUGUGGAGAGAACUCAUAGCUAAUAUGGAUAAUGAUAACAUUGUUAUUCCUUUGAUCUUGUAUUUCGAUGAUUUUGAAAGUGGCAAUGCCCUAGGGAGUCAUGCAGGUGCAUAUAAGCUAGGUGCAGUUUAUGUUUCGAUUGCAACCAUUCCACCAGAAAAAUCUAGUAGGUUGGAAAAUAUUUUUGUAACUCAAUUAUUUUACUCUAAUGAUAGACUCUUAUUUGGCAACUAUGCUAUUUUUAACAAAAUAAUUGAAGAACUCAAGUUUUUGGAAGAAGUUGGCAUUGAUGUUGUGUGGACCAAACAAAACGUUAAAGUAAAAUUUGUCCUGGUUACUUUAUCUGGAGAUAACUUAGGCCUCCACGGUAUAUUAGGAUAUUUUGAAAGUUUUAUGGCUACACAUUUUUGUAGAUUUUGUUUAACUACUAAGGCAGAUUCUGAAACACAAACGUGUGAACUUAAUAAUUUGCGGAAGCCUGUUGAUUAUGACACUCAUCUUGAAAAUCGUAUCGGCAUUAAAGAACAAUGCGUUUGGAAUAAUUUAGAAAAAUUUCAUGUUUACAUAAACAUAACAUGUGAUGUGAUGCACGACCUUAUGGAAGGGGUUCUCAGGUACGGGAUGGCGCUUGUGGUCCAAAAUCUUAUAAAUAAACAAUACUUUUCCCUUGAUCGUUUAAACUCCCGAAUAAAGUAUUUCAAAUUCAACACUUGUGAAAAAAAUUUGCCGCCACCAAUAAAUCGUCAACACUUACUAAAUAAAAGCUUAACUAUGUCUGCCUCUGAAAUGUUGUGCCUUACUAGAAAUUUUGUUUUUAUAGUCGGGGAUUUAGUUGAAGAAAAUGAUCCCGUUUGGGAUUAUUAUUUACUAUUGCUUGAAAUAACAAAUGUUCUCACGUCACAAAUCUUUACUUCAGAUCUAAUAGAUUACUUGAAGGGUAUUAUCGAAGUGCAUCACAAUCUGUACCUUAAUUUAUUUCAAGGUAAAUUAAAACCAAAACACCAUUUUUUAAUUCAUUAUCCUACUAUAAUAAAAAAAAUAGGUCCACCUAUACUUAUAAGUGCUUUCAAAUACGAAGCAAAACACAAAGAGUUAAAAAAGGUUUGUCAGUCAAUAACAUCGCGUAUAGAUCUUCCUCUGUCUGUUAUGAAACGUUGCCAACUCAAGCAAAGUUUUCGUUACGCAACAGACAAAGGUUUGACAGAGAAUCUUCGAUAUGGUAAAUUUGAUUUUGAUAACGAUAAUCUUAAUGGAAAAGACUGCCUUUAUGUUGAUUGGUGUGAAUUAAAUGGCAUUAGGUACAACAUAAAUAAUGUUGUGCUACAAGAUGUUAAUGAUGAUAUUCCCAAAUAUUGUAUAAUAAACAAAAUUGUUAUGAAUCAGUGUAAUAGUGACAUACUAUUUGAAUGUUUCGUUUUAGAUAUUGUUACUUACAGUGCUCAUUUGAGAGCAUAUAAAGUAGUACAAUCAACCCGUAGGUGCACCAUUUUGUAUGGAGAUUUGUAUACUAAUUUAAUUUCAGUAAUAUAUAAGGUUAAUUUAGAAUCAUACGUGAAAGUUGAUUUUUGAUGUUUAUUUUAUUUGUACGCAAUUUUAGAAUCAUGCGUGAAAGUUGAUUUUUGAUGUUUAUUUUAUUUGUACGCAAUUUUAGAAUCAUGCGUGAAAGUUGAUUAUUGAUGUUUAUUUUAUUUGUACGCAAUUUUAAUUCUGUUUCAUUAGAUACAAUACAACAUAUGGAUAUAUUAAGGAUGCCUUUGCUAUAAGCGUUUGAUAGUCGAGUGCAAUGAUCUGCAAAUAGUAAAGGUGGGCUCAUUUGCAGUUAAAUGGACCCAUAAUACACUCAAGAGCAAAAAUAACGGGUACACUUUGUAGAAAGAAGAAAGCGAAAGUAUACCCAAUAUUUUUGCUCUGAGUGUAGUACCUACUGCUAGCCGGCAGAACAUUCAAAUCUUCAAAAAGGUAACCGUCCCGCUGGUAGAUAUUGUGAAACGCGAUGCUAUUUUAUGUACAAAAUCGCAAGCUCUACAGAAUUUAAUCCGCCACCGCUAUGUACAGUUCCAUUUCACUAUAGGGAUAUUCUAUUCUACAGCUUGGUCCGAUUAUGAAAUGUAUUCAUAAGAUCAUAGAAAAUGGCCAGGCUCCAGUGUAAGACCGGUUGAAGUCAGGCCGUUUGCUUCAAAUCAGGCAAAUUUCAACCGGUCUUAUACUGAAGCCUAGUCAUUUUCCAUGGUCUUACGUAUAAAUAAAUUCGCAAUCGCACAUGGAACGGUAACCUAUAAAAUUGUUGAAUAUAUAUUUUUUACAUUUUUGAACUCUCCAAUAUACAUAAGCUGUGGCGGGUCUUACUUGCGUUUUUGUACCUACUUAAAUACUUUAAAUAGCAUGGUUUCACAAUAUCCAACAGUGAAUAUGGUAACUUUUUUGAGGAUUUGAACGUUCUACCGGUUACAGUACUAUAUAUCGUGGCCUAGUACAUAUAAUACAUGCUUGUAGCCUAGUUUGGGACUAGAGCAAUUUGUGUGAGAAUGUCCUCAGCAGUGAUUAAUAUAUUUAUUAAUUGCUUAGACACCUUUCGAAAAAAAUCGAACGAAGACACAUUUGAGGACAUUUUCACUCAAACGUGUACAAAUUUAAGGAACGAUUGUUAACAUAAAAUUAAAAUGUGUCUAUAAAUAGAUGAAUGAUUGUUAACAGAAAAUUAAAAAAGUUUUGUGUCGCUAUUGUUAGCUUCUUAAUAACUUACAGCCAUACUUUUCUUGGUAAUUAGAGUUCUUUUAAGCUUAUACUUCCUUAAUUUUAUUUGUCAUAAAAUCAGUCUAAAAUGUAUUGCGUCAAAAACGGACAUAUUUUAAUUUUCUGUUAACAAUCGUUCCUCAAAUCGGUACACGUUUGAGUGAAAAUGCCCUUAACUGUCCAUCUGUCAACCUAUAAUUACAAUAACCUUAAAAUUUUACUUAAACUAAGACACAGUUAACUGUCCAUGUUAACUGUGUCUUAGUUUGGACAAUGAAAAUCUCAUUUGCAGUAAAAAGUUGCAUAAUUGUAAAUUUCAUAAUAGUCAGUUCGAAAAACAAAGAUCCAUUUAUCUAAGAAAUUACUAACCUUCGGACUCCUCCCUCCCGUCCCUGGCAUACUAGCUUAUGUCGACGAAGUAAAGCAUUCGUCCCUUUCGCACUUGCAUACUUGCUAGAAAGUGGCAAAUACUUUACGUCAUCGAUAAAUGCUAGUGUGCUAUUAGGUCUUGUGUUGUUAUAAGUUCAUUGUACUGCAAAUAAGCCCUACUUUACUCUUAAAAUCAUUACUCUCGACUCCUAAACACUAUAUGAAUAUAUCAUUGAAUACAAGGAUCUAGCACAAAAAAAAUUAAUCGUGUCAGAUCGUGGUUUAAACCGAAUUCGAACAGUGAAUGGUGCUGGUUGCAAAACCGUGACCCAUACUGAAAACCAUGAUCUGCCAAAAUUGAAUUUUACUUUGUACUGUUGUGUUUGUUCUCAAAUGAAUAAAACAAUAUUAUAAUUAAUGA